Molecule: messenger RNA, 936 nt
Organism: Grammomys surdaster
Lineage: Eukaryota; Metazoa; Chordata; Mammalia; Rodentia; Muridae
Product: C-type lectin domain family 4 member A-like
Exons: 7
Coding region: 1-783 (260 amino acids)
Source: RefSeq, a predicted model, not a curated record
AUGGCUUCAGAAAUCACUUACGCGGAAGUGAAGUUCAAGAAUGAAUCCAACUCCUCGCAUAGCUACUCAGAAUCUCCUUCAGCUCCCAGGAAGAAACGUAUCCAUCAUCUAAGUAAGCCUGUUUCCCCCUCGCUGCCUUUUACAUCCCUGAUGGUACUUCUCCUGCUGCUGGCAAUCACAUUCUUAGUUGCUUUUAUCAUUUAUUUUCAGAAAUACUCUCAACUUCUUGAAGAAAAAAAAUCUAUAAAAGAUAUAACUCACAACAAAUUGAACUGCAGAAAAAAUGUUUCAUCCAUGGAAGCACCCCAGAAGGGAAAAGGGGAUCUCACAUUAUUGAUAAUAGAGGUAGACAUGAAUUUCUUGGCACCUGAAGACAAAGUCUGGAGCUGUUGUCCAAUGGACUGGAAGGCAUUUGGUUCCCACUGCUACUUCAUAUCGACCAACCGGGCAUCUUGGAAUGAGAGUGAGGCAAACUGCUCCCAAAUGGGUGCUCAUCUGGUAGUGAUCCACAGCCAGAAACAGGAGGAUUUCAUCACCGGAAUCCUGGACAAGGCUGCUGCUUAUUUUAUAGGACUUUCAGAUCCAGGUCAUCGACAAUGGCAAUGGAUUGAUCAGAUGCCAUACAAUGAGAGUGCCACAUUCUGGCACAAAGGUGAGCCCAACAAUGACAAUGAAAAAUGUGUUAUAAUAAAUCAUCCUAAGAAUACUGGAUGGGGCUGGAAUGAUAUCCAUUGCAGUGAUGAACAGAAGUCAGUUUGUCAGAUGAAGAAAGUAUACUUAUGAAUCACACAUUCUCCAUUGACAUGCAAUUUCAUUGUCAUCCACCCUUAUAUAACUACCUGUUCGUCACAGAAUUUAGGUGGGAAGAAAAUGGUUAUACAUAUGAAAACCCUGGACCACAUAUAUAACUGUAUAUUUAUGUACUUAUUUCUUCAU